Messenger RNA from Gracilinanus agilis (Agile Gracile Mouse Opossum), 4569 nucleotides. It is a transcript of the gene ZNF518A, whose product is annotated as zinc finger protein 518A. NCBI's taxonomy places the organism in Eukaryota, Metazoa, Chordata, Mammalia, Didelphimorphia, Didelphidae. The transcript has a single exon. Bases 1 to 4569 code for a protein of 1522 amino acids. Gene Ontology annotation, biological process: regulation of transcription by RNA polymerase II. The record is from RefSeq and is a predicted model, not a curated record. Gene Ontology annotation, molecular function: RNA polymerase II transcription regulatory region sequence-specific DNA binding; DNA-binding transcription factor activity, RNA polymerase II-specific. Gene Ontology annotation, cellular component: nucleus.
AUGCCAUCUGAACAGAAGCAAUUUUUUUGUGAUGAAAAACCAACUACGUUAGAAAAAGAUUAUGAUGUGGAAGAUAUAAUAGUUAUUGAUGCUGUAGAGUCAGAAGAACCAAGAAUUUUAGAAGAUAAUUCUCCUUAUGAACUGAAAAAUGUGAAAAUUGAUUUGCCCAAGAUAAGUAUUCCAGAUGAAACUCCAUUGAUGCAUGAAGUUGACACAUAUAGACAAGUGUUUGAGAAUAAACCACAGACUGCCAGAAAAUCUGUUGGCAAAGAGAAAGUAGAUGAAAGUCCUUUAAACUCUUUAGAGGAGGGUAACAUGUGGCAUAGACCCAAUGUAGGAAAUGAAGAAGGAAUGAAAAUGUCUGCAAAAAUACUUAAUUUCAGCUGUACAAAAUGUAGAGACAAUGUCCGAUAUAGCCCAAAUGAUUUGCAGAAACAUUUUCAGCUUUUGCACUAUGGAGAAUUACCUUUAUAUCCUUGUGAGAUGUGUAAUUUUUCUGCAAAUGACUUUCAGUCAUUUAAACAACACAGACUUAUCCACCGAAGCACUUUAGUAAAAUGUGACAUUUGCAAUGAUGAGAAGGUAUAUACCUUAUUAGACUUGACAAAACAUUUUGCAGUUAAGCAUUGUGUUAAUGGUAAUUUUCAAUGUGAAAAAUGCAAGUUUUCUACCAAGGAUGUUGGCACAUUUGUUCAGCAUAUUCACAGACAUAAUGAGACUCACUAUAAAUGUAGUAAAUGUCAUCAUAUAAGUUUCACCAAAGGAGAGUUUGAGCAGCAUCUCUUAGUUCAUUCCACUACUUUUCCCUUCAGUUGUCAAUAUUGUAACUAUAGUUCUGCUGGGAAGGACCAACUUGUAAAACAUGUUAUAGCUUUGCACAAAGAUCAACUGUAUGCAAAAGAUAAACUGGAAAAGGAAAAAUGUGAAAAAAGGAUAGUAAAGACUACAGCUGGACUUAAGCUUAUAUUACGACGAUAUAAAAUAGGAACAUCAAGAAAGACACUUUGGAGACAAAAGAAAGAGAACAAUGGAAAUGACAGCUAUGUAGAAAAAAGCACACAGGUGCUUAUUAAAAACAUUAAUAAAAGUCAGAUUAAAUCUGAAGAACAGAGUAAUACAAUGGAACAUUUACAUGAAGAAAAGAAUGAAAUCAUACACAUUGAAAAACAAAGUCAGAAGCAAGAUGAGUCAGAAUCAGAAACAAGAAACCUCUUACCUACCAGUCAGAGUAGUAGAUCUGAAGAGGGAUCAAGUUCUAGUUUUGGAUUUUUAAAGAAUGUUAUACAUGGACCUGCAGUACUGAUGUUGAAAAAUAAUAAAAUAACAGUUCCUGCCAACUACAGUGCUAAGUUUAUGGGGUUCAAGAUGGUAGACGGAAAACAACACAUAGUUAUAAAAUUGUUGCCUACCAGUAAAUCAGAUUCAUGUUCUCCAGGUCUACAGCCAGGUACAGUAAAAGACAACACAACUGAUUUGCAGCGUCAUACAGCUGAAACCACUGGAUUAUCUACAGGUGCUACACUGCAUACAUCUGAAUUAAAUAACACAAUUUGCACUAACACAUCUAAUCCAUUAUCAUUUUCUACUCCUCUGUUUUCAGGGAAUGCAACUUUGGAAAAAGAAAAGGCUGUUUUGGCUCAAGCUAGGAGUAAGUCUCAAAUAGUAGGUACUGAGAAUAGUACACCUCUCUUGUCAACAAAUUCAGAAUUGACUGCAGCUCCUUUAAAUUUGACCACUAAAAUUAGAAUAAGUAAUAAUGUUGGAGCAUGGGGAAGUUGUGUUACUCAAAGUCAUCCUCAGGUAUUGUAUGCCAUAGUUAAGAACCCAGUUAACGUGGAAUCUGUUGAAGUAAAUUCUGUUGAACCAAAAGCACAACAUAGUGGAAUAUUGAAUAACUCCAGUGUUAAUGAUCUCAACUAUAUGCCAUUCUCUAGCCAAGGAUCAUUACCUUUUCAUAAUUACUCAAAAAUGGACUAUUUGGAUAACUCAUGCAGUAUUUCAGCAACAGCACAUGAAAACUCUGAAGAAUCUUCAUCAAGCAAAACAGCUGUUCACCAGCAUAGCUCAAGAAAUGAAUCAGGCUUGUCAUCAGUGGGGAUGAGCACAAAUCCAGAUCUCCAUGAAACAUCUCCUUCAAAGAUUUGUCAAACUUAUUGCCCUUUAAACACUAAAGAUACUUGUGAACCUUUAAAAAACCAUUGUGAAGUUGACACUGAAAUUUUAGAAACAGUACAAAAUAUUGAAACACAGAGUCCUCAAACUGAUACAAAUCAAGGCUUAGAGGAUGUAGCUGAGAAAUCAGAUUGGGAGAAUAUCUCUUCUGUUGAUUCAUUCACAAUGCCCAAAAUCACAUCUGUUUUCUCACUGCAGAGUACACAGGCAUCUGAUUUUUGGUCACCUGAAGAAACCCAGUUGUUACAAAAUGUAUUGAAUGACAAAUUAAGUUUGGGAAAAGACUCUGAUAUUACACCAAAUAAAGGAGUUCAACUUCAUGAUGAGCUACUUCUGAAAAAUGAAGGCAAGAGCAACAUUACUGAAUAUUUGAAAGGUUCAGAAAGCCCUUGCACUUUACCCAUUUCAUCUAGUAAUGUGGGGAUUAGUGUACAUACAAAAGAUCUUAAUGCCAGCAACUGUACAGAAAAUACAGAAAUGGAUUGUGGGAAAGAAAAGCAAGUACUAUCAACACCAAAUGAUUUGGGAGACUCUGAGAAAAUACCCAGAAUUGCUGUUGUUGGCUCAUUAGUUAAGACCCAGUCUGAUACAAGAAUAACUCAGCAGCUUGUAAAAGACAAAAUACAAGCUACUCCAGAUAGUUCCAAUGGCCUAGGUUCUUUUCAUGUGCUGAGCCCACCAAUAAACUCUGAACCAAAAAAAAACAUUUUAGUUCAGUCAUCUCCUAAAGGAUUUAUUUUACCUUUGCAUCUUGCUAACAAAUCUGGAUUACAACUUGUUUCAGGAAGAAGUCUUUCAUCAACUAAUCCACCAGGUAUUUAUAUGACUAAAGGUAUAUCAUCAUCUCUCCUUUUAAACAAGAAACCUGGAAUGAUUCUAAGGUUAAGUAAUGGAGGGCUUGGAAGUGUUGCCAAUAUUACAGGUGAGAGUUCUCAAGUUCUUGGUGGAGCUACAGCUAAGGAGCAUGACAAAACACCUUCUGUAAAAGCAGAUUUGCAAAAGAUUAGUCCUACAAAUAUAAUUUCCUCCUCUACAGUUGAUAGUAGGCCUGAUAUGACAGUUAGUUCAGAAAAUAGCAUGCCAUUUAAAGGAUCAUAUAUUUUUAGAAACCCAGCAGAGUCUUCAGUGAAUGAAAAUUCUUCUCAAAAUAUAGUGCCUGGGUGUCAAAGCACUAAGUCACCGUCUUUGGGUUCAGUAAGACAGCCAAGUGAAGCUCAACAGAAACAAUCUCUUUAUGCAUUGUUGCCCGAUGGCCGUCAGGCAGUUCUCCUAAGAUGCGUGACUCCCAGUAAGUCGCAGGUAGGAUCUUCUGAUUUAUUACAGAGUAGCACUUAUGAUCAUCAAAAUCAUCAACCAAAGAAAUCUGGAGCAACACAACAAAAAAUACUGCUGAAAAUUAUUAAGAACCCUGCUUUUGAUAACAGUAAGUCAGUAAAGAGCCCUAAGUCUUCAUUACAGUUAGACAUCAUACAAUCUCAUCAAACUUCCACAGCAGAGGAGAAACAACCUGUCUCUUCUAGUGAUGCCUUACUCUUAACAAAUAGAUUGAUGCCAGCAAAUGCAACUGUCGCAACCUCUACAGCAAUAUGCACCAUACCUCCUCAAGGGACAGUGUGUACCACUACUCAUCCAGAAACCCAGCUUUUAAGGUGUCAAACAAAUAGUUCAUUUCGGAGUGGCUUCAAUAAUGGAAAAUCUACCAGAAGACAGAUUUCAAAAAUGAAAACUAAUGUACGACAUAAAGCUUCUGAACCCUUGAUUACAUAUGAAAACAGGAACUUUGGACCAAAAUGUAGAGAGAAUUUCCAGGAAUGGCCUAGAAAAAAAGUAAUGUUGCACAGGAAGAGUAAAAGAAAAACGAAAUCUGAAGAUUUUCAUGACACAUUUGACCUUUAUAGGCCAAGGUUUCCUAAGGAUACAGUUAGGACUUUGCGACUUUUCCCUUUCAGUUCUACACAGCUUAUAAAAUGCCCUAGAAGAAAUCAGCCUGUUGUGGUUUUAAACCAUCCUGAUACAGAUUCUCCAGAAGUGGUAAAUGUAAUGAAAACUAUUGCUAAGUUUAAAGGGCAGGUAGUCAAGGUUUCAUUGUCAAAAAGAACAAUUCAAGCACUUCUGGAACCAGCAUAUUGUAACAUUUCUAAAGCAGUUACUGAUGAUUUUUCUGCCAAGAGGCAUAAAGUACUUAAACCUGUGAAAGAAAGAUUUGUGUUAAAAUUAACACUUAAAAAGACAAGCAAAAAUAAUUAUCAGAUUGUGAAAACUACCUCUGAUAAUACUUUGAAAGCAAAGUUUAACUGCUGGUAUUGUGGUAGAGUAUUUGACAAUCAGGAUGCUUGGGUGGGUCAUGGACAGCGACAUUUAAUGGAAGCUACUCGAGAUUGGCAUAUGUUAGAAUAA